AUGGCCGCCAAGUCCUUCCCCCCCGGCAUCCACGUCCCCAGCUUGACCUGGUUCGCCGACGACUCCAACCAGGAGAUCGACUGGGCCGUCCAGACCAAGCACCUUGAGUUCCUCGUCAAGUCUGGCCUUCACGGCGUCGUCCUGGCCGGCACCAACGGCGAGGCCGUCACCCUGACCGCCGACGAAAAGACCGCCCUCGUCCAGAAGACGCGCGAAAUCGCCGUCGCCGCCGGCCGCCCCGACCUCACCAUCACCCUCGGCUGCGGCGGCCAGUCCACGCGCGCCGUCAUCGCCGAGACGCACCUCGCCAAGGCCGCCGGCGCCGACUACGCCCUCGUCCUCGUCCCCUCCUACUUCCACUUCGCCAUGAACGAGGCCGCCAUCGUCGGCUUCUUCGAGGAGCUCGCCGCCGCGUCCCCCGUGCCCAUCAUCAUCUACAACUUCCCGGGCGUCGCCGCCGGCCUCGACGUCAACUCGGACAUGCUCUCCCGCCUCGGCAAGCACCCCAACAUCGUCGGCGUCAAGCUCACCUGCGGCGGCAUCGCCAAGGUCGCGCGCGUGCGCGCCGAGUUCGACCCGAGCGAGUUCUUCGCGCUCGCCGGCCAGAGCGACUGGCUCGUCCCCGCGAUGGCCGUCGGCAGCACGGGCACGAUCACCGGUGUCGCGAACCUGUACCCCAAGUACUGCAUCGAGAUCUUCGAUCUGUACAACGCGGGCAAGAUUCAGGAGGCGACCGCGGCGCAGUUGAAGCUUGCGCAGAUGGAGUGGGCGUUUGGCAAGGGCGGGAUUAAUGGUACUAAGUGGGUUGUGGCCAAGUCGCUGGGCUACCCGCUUGCGAGCUGCCAUUGCAGACGGCCGUACCCGCAGUACACCGACGCGGAGAAGCAGGCGUGGAUCGCGGAUCUGGUUGCGCCGUUGGCGGAGGAGGAGGCUAAGAUCAACGCUCGUGCUUGA
Molecule: messenger RNA, 954 nt
Organism: Colletotrichum chrysophilum
Lineage: Eukaryota; Fungi; Ascomycota; Sordariomycetes; Glomerellales; Glomerellaceae
Exons: 2
Coding region: 1-954 (317 amino acids)
Molecular function (GO): 4-hydroxy-tetrahydrodipicolinate synthase activity
Source: RefSeq, a predicted model, not a curated record